Neospora caninum is the source of this 2007-nucleotide messenger RNA. RefSeq lists its product as hypothetical. The record is from RefSeq and is a predicted model, not a curated record. The transcript is spliced from 7 exons. The coding region runs from base 1 to 2007 and encodes 668 amino acids. Gene Ontology annotation, biological process: protein O-linked glycosylation via fucose. Gene Ontology annotation, molecular function: peptide-O-fucosyltransferase activity. Lineage: Eukaryota; Apicomplexa; Conoidasida; Eucoccidiorida; Sarcocystidae.
AUGGGUCGGAGCGCCGGCAGGGGAGGCAGCUCCUCGUUGCUCAUCCAGGCGCAGGCGUGCGAACGGAUAAAUUCUGUGGCGAGCUUGUCUCCGUCUUAUCGUUUGGGAUUUUCGGCGCCUCGCCCCCGCGGUAGUGGCCGAUUGCUGUUUUCUCUCGCCCCGUUUAUGCUCUCGCUCGCGAUUCUCCCUGUUGCCACUGCAUCCGUCUCGUCGGCGACACUCGAAAACACCUGCUCUGCCUACGGAGACUUGAGCAGGAGACUCAGCAGCUUCUUGGUCCCCCCGCGCGUCACGUGCCCUCGCAGCCUCGACACAUUGAACAGCAGAGAGGCACAAACUAGGGGGCAUCCAGAAGUGACCGAUUUCCGUUUCCUCGUGUACGACGUCAAAAACGGGGAAGGCUUUCAUCUUCAGAAAGAAGUUAUUUAUCGGGUUGCGCUCGUGGUCUCUAUGUUAAACGCUCGCUCGGCGCAGCAAGCAAGGAUGACGCAGCUGCAUGCAGAAGAAAGGGCGAGACAGGUUCAAAAUCACGCGCGGGUUCCCCUUUCUUGUGCUUCUCCUCCGCCGUCGUCGUCUUCGCGUCACGAGUGCGCUGCAUCCUCGACUUCACUGCUGUUCCCCGUCUGGGUGCUUGUUCUCCCUCCCUGGUGUCGUUUGGCACACUGGCGCUUUUCCGAGGAGGCUGUCAGAGAGUUGGACGGAAACCCGUGGCUGAGGCACGUUCCGUGGGGUGCCUUCUUUGAUUUCGAGCACUUGAGAGAGCGGAUCCCUGUGAUGGAGUAUGAGGACUUUUUGACCUAUCAACUGACGCGCCCAGACCCGUGGGGCGACAGACGGCAGAGAAAGGAAACACAGACGGCCCCGAUCCGUUCCGCCGUGGUGCCUGACGGGCGGCAAAGCGAUCGCGCACAGAGGGGCGAGGGAUCCCGGGGAAAGGUCGAACAAACAACAGGAGCGAGCGAGGAAGGAUACAGUCCAUCUGGCGACGUUGAGGCCUGGCGAGGAGUCUCUUUAUGGUUCGGAGGAUUCUGCGGGACUGUACGGACACUGGAAAUGUGGUGUGCUAAACUUUACAUGCCGGACGCAGAACGCGUGGCCGAUCUGUUGUGGCACUCCGUGGCAGAGCGCCCCUCUGGAGCUGUUCAAACGCUUGGUUUAAAGUUUGGGGAGAAUCUGCUGGUUCCCUGGCCGAAUGUGCUUCUGGACACACAUCUUCUCGAUAUGCUGUACGUGCACCCGAAACUGCGAGAAAUUGGAGACCUCUUCAUCCGCAGCUUACUCAGCAGCCGAGAGGUAGAAGACGCGAAUGAAGGGUACCGAGACAUUGCACGAUUUGGCGGAGAAAGAGGCGAAGUCACGGCGAAGGGUGGAUACAUCUCUGCGCACUUGAGGAGAACUGAUUUUCUGUAUUUGAAUCGCUCAGUAUCGUUGCAGAGGGCAGCAGAAUAUCUCGUCGGUAGAAUGCAGGAGCACGGCGUCUUCAAGGCGUUCAUAUGCACGGACGGGACCGAAGACGAGAAACGCGUGCUGCGAGAUGCAGUCGCCCAAGUGGGUGCUGCUGCGUCCUUUGCUACACCUUCCGUGUACACCGUAGUUUUCUUCGAAGUGUCAACAGUUAGAAGUCUGGUACGAGCAAAUCCACGAACAAGUAGUCACGUCGCACACAGUGGUUCAUUCCACGUCUCGAAAGGAGAGCCACGAGGCCGCAGCGGGGACUACACUUCUCUGCUCCUGCAUCCAGGCAUAACCGCACUAAUUGAAGUGUGGAUUGCCGCGCGAGCAGCCUAUUUCAUUGGAACCAAAGAUUCGCGUUUUUCUCAAGCCAUUCGUUGGGAGCGACACUUGAUGGGACACCCACACGAUUCAAGCUUGGAGGUCUUCUGCGUAGACAGGUCGUCGGACCAGACUGGCGACCGGGGGAGAGCGAAAUGCUUCGCGACGAAAAGCCAUGACCCGCCAGAAGGACGCAGUCGGAGUGAACUAAGGAGAAAAUACUGGCCAUCGUAG